Messenger RNA from Thlaspi arvense, 483 nucleotides. NCBI's taxonomy places the organism in Eukaryota, Viridiplantae, Streptophyta, Magnoliopsida, Brassicales, Brassicaceae. The record is from the annotation of a GenBank genome assembly.
AUGAAACUGGUUCAUAGUAACUUUGCUUCACUAUUACUGAUCUUGCUUCGGUGGAUUGAUCUUUCUUGCUCAUGUCUGGUUCCUCGCUACUUCAACCUCUUUCAUGUUCUUGUCUACAAGGUUCAUUCUGAUGGACAACCUAAGCUUACCACGCACGGAAGGAAAGCAACUAUCAGUGAGUUCUAUGGUGUGAUACUACCAUCGCUUCAGCUACUACGCAGCAACAUAGACGAGCUGGAAACAGCAGACAUCGGGUUCGACCUUAAAAGAUUCAGCAAGAAGAUAACAAAAGAGGCUCGCAGUAGCAGAUUCAGCAAUGCAGGGUUAGAGCGCGAGGAAGAAUGCGGAAUCUGUUUAGAAACUUGCACCAAAAUGGUGUUGCCGAAUUGCUGCCACUCUAUGUGCAUCAAAUGCUACCGCAAUUGGAACUUGAAGUCUCAGUCUUGCCCGUUUUAUCGAGGAAGCAUGAAGAGAGUGAACUGA